Molecule: messenger RNA, 2664 nt
Organism: Phytophthora infestans T30-4
Lineage: Eukaryota; Oomycota; Peronosporomycetes; Peronosporales; Peronosporaceae
Exons: 1
Coding region: 1-2403 (800 amino acids)
Molecular function (GO): calcium ion binding
Source: RefSeq, a predicted model, not a curated record
AUGUCGACAUCACCUACGCAGCUUGUUGUGGGCGUCGAGGGCGCCCGCGACCUCCUCGUGGGGGAUCUGAACGGCUCCAGCGACCCGUUCGUGCAGCUAUCGGUACUAGACGCCAAGGGGAGCCCCCUGGCGGCUGCAGGAACCCACAAGACGCGCGUGGCCAAGCGCACGCUGAGUCCGGAAUGGCACGAGACGUUCACUCUCGGCUCUCGCAGCUUCGACCUGCGCUUAGCGACGACGUUGCGCUUUAUGGUGUUUGACUUCGACGGACUUAAGCGAGACGACGUCCUGGGCGUCGUGGACGUGCCGCUGGACAUGAUUACGUGCGACGCGGAGCCCAUGGACGACUGGUACCGUAUCGUCAAGGUGCCGGAUGUAAUGCGAACCGACGCCAAGGGAGAACUCCACUUGACGUUCAGUAGACCCGCAGCUCGAGUCAAAGCCAAGUCCGUGGCCUCCGAGAGCCCCAACUUGCUGUACGUGACGAUCGACUCGGGCAAAGAUUUGCUGCCCAUGGACCGCAACAACAGCAGCGAUCCGCUCGUCAAGUUGUCGGUCGUGGGGCAACGUCAUCAAACGGAAACCGUGGCCAAGACGUUGAAGCCUCAUUGGGACGAGCGCUUUGCCUUCCUUCUGCGUGACGCACACACGACGUUGGAGCUGCUGGCCGAAGACGAAGAUCGAACGAUUAACGACUUUUUGGGCCGAGCGCAAUUGGUGCUGGCCGAUGUGGUGGAGCCCCAUGAGGAGAAGACAGUGACGGUCACUCUUUUGGAUCGAAAACUGCAUCCGGACAAAGACCGAGGCACGCUGAAGCUCCGACUGCUGUGGGUGUACGACCCCAACGCUGAGAGUAUCACGAAAAGUGCCAAGAAGAAGAAGGACAAGUCCAUUUUACAGUCACUGAAGCAGUCCAUGCGCGUGAGUGCGCCUGCAGGUCCGUACGAUUCGGACGACGAGCUGAACGACGAGGACGACGAGGUGCUGGAUGUCGAGAGCGACGAGGAAGUGGACGCGUCGUCACUCCCGCCCGCCGCACCAGGAACGACGCGACUGAACUUCGCAGUAGCAACGAUCCACCGCGUGGAAGACUUGCCACCGAUGGACUCGCUGCUGUUCGACAAGGGGGAGAACCGCAAGCACAGCAAAGGAGGUAUCGACGUCUACGUGGCUGCAGCUUUAGCGUCCGAGCCAGAGGAGUUUGUACGCACACGUGUGCGUACAAAACAUGGACGACGGGACCAGUUAAACGCAAACUUCCGCGAGAGUUUGAUGCUGUAUCUGCCCGACACGAAGGAGACGCACAAUGCGAUUUUCAACGUCAUGGAUUGGGAUCCCGUGGGCGGCGACGAAGUGGUCGGGAGAUUCGAGCUCCGGAACGUCGAAGCAGUGGCCAAAAUCCACGAAAAGCGGCCCUUCUGGGUCAAUCUGUACGGCGCCCCCGUCAAAGGAGCGAGUAACAACAGUCGGGCGGCGGAGCUCAUGAACGAGAAUGAAAAUCUGGCGUCUGCGUAUCGUGGACGUGUGCUCAUGACGCUGCGUAUCCGAGCCAAGUCUUCGGAUUGUUACGAAGCCAAACACCAGAAGCGAUUGGCCCCCAAGCUGCCCAUUGAGAGCUUCCCGGAGAGCUGCGUGUACCGCAUGCGAGCUCACUUUAUCCAGGCCGUUGGGUUGCCGUCUGCUGUGGCCAAUAUGAAGCCGAAACUGUCGCUCGUCUUGUCCUGUGGUCUGCGUCAGAUCGCGUCGACGCGGAAGAGCGCAGUGAACGGGAGUAUCAAGUGGAACGAGACGGAGGAGAGCGACAAGAUGCUCUUCCCCGUGGAUAUCAACCAGGUCCCGCAUGUGUUCUUGUACUUGUGCGAGAAGGACGACGACAACCGUGUCGCCAUCUGCUACAUACGCUUCAGUGCCAAAGAGCUGCUCAUGUCGCAGUUUGAACGCGAGACGGAGUGGAUUCCUCUGCUUGGAGAUCGCGCUGUGGCCAAGGCCAAGCCACGGGAUGAAUUUACCGGUAAGGUGAUGGUACGUCUCGGUUUUGGCUCCAUCGAAGCAGCCACAGCACAAUCCUGGGACCAAAAGACCAUGAUCGAUUGCGUGAAUCGCCACAAACCCUAUCAGGUGCGUGUUCGUCUGUAUGAAGCCAGGAACUUGGUGUCGCUACACGACAGCACCAAGACGAUCGUCGCGAGUGCCACGAUUCAAUGCUGGGAUGGCUGUCACAAGACGCUGGAGAAGGAUGCCAAGCAACAGGAACCUUCCACGUCUCCAGUGUGGGCGCAAACGUUCUGUAUGGACGUGAAUCUACCGCAUCUGCAGUACGCGCCUCCCGUGUUGAUCCACGUGAGGGAACGAGAAUCCGUGCGAGUACAUUGGCACAGCAGCCAUCAAGCUGUCGAGUGCUGAUACCAGUGAUGACAGCGUGACGCUGUGUACGUCUCAGGAACUCAAGCAGAACGAGCGUCCACAGCAGCCCAAGCCCAAGUGGCUCUCUGUGGGUUUCACUGGAGGACGACGAAGAGACGCUACACGGUCAAGUUCUCGCUUCGGUUGAGCUCAUUCGCAAGGCCUUUCCCGAUGAGACUUUACCGGAGCCAGAAGCGCUGGAUGAAGUCCACAUGGACGUGUAAGGGUGCAGCAAAAGGAGGGUAAGUUGCUGGAAUGAAU